Labrus mixtus (cuckoo wrasse) is the source of this 580-nucleotide messenger RNA. Its product is annotated as sprouty-related, EVH1 domain-containing protein 2-like. Gene Ontology annotation, biological process: negative regulation of MAPK cascade. The record is from RefSeq and is a predicted model, not a curated record. Lineage: Eukaryota; Metazoa; Chordata; Actinopteri; Labriformes; Labridae. The transcript has 2 exons. Gene Ontology annotation, molecular function: protein kinase binding. The annotation marks the transcript as partial.
UUUCUGUCUUUUUUUCUGUCGUGUUGCAGUGACAGCUACAUUGUGCGUGUCAAAGCGGUGGUGAUGACCAGAGACGAUUCGAGCGGCGGCUGGUUGGCUCAGGACGGCUGUCUGAGCAGAGUGGGCGUGUGCAGGCUGCUGUCGGCCGAACUGCUGGGACGAAGCAGCUUCCUCAUCCACGGAGAACGCCUCAAAGACAGACAGGUCAUUCUGGAGUGUUUCUUAAAGAAGGAUCUGGUCUACACCAAGGCCACGCCCACGUUCCACCACUGGAAGGUCGACAAUAAAAAGUGCGGUCUGACUUUUCAGAGUCCGUCCGACGCGCGAGCUUUCGACCGUGGGGUGAGACGGGCCCUGGAGGAUUUGACCGAAGGUACCGAGUUAGAACGUUUGGAGCAAAUUUUAAUCAUUUUAACGGAACCGACAAAUUAUCGCUCCGGCGUCGGAAGGGAAAAACUGAACUCACUUUGUUACUUUGCAGCACGUCACUGAUUUUCUGAGAAUGUGAUUUUGUUACUUUGUGGCCUCGCUGUACAGAAACGCACUCCGUAAAACUAAACUACGUACAAAGUUUUUUCCU